Thermochaetoides thermophila DSM 1495 is the source of this 1116-nucleotide messenger RNA. Its product is annotated as putative integral membrane protein. The coding region runs from base 1 to 1116 and encodes 371 amino acids. The record is from RefSeq and is a predicted model, not a curated record. The transcript has 6 exons. NCBI's taxonomy places the organism in Eukaryota, Fungi, Ascomycota, Sordariomycetes, Sordariales, Chaetomiaceae.
AUGGCAGUGUGGUAUAUUGGGGGGAUGGAGGUGGUUGAGCGCAACCACGCGCUCGUUGUCAACUCGUUCUUUUGGACAAUUCUGGCAUUUAUCAUUGUUGUCCUGCGUUUAUUCACCAGAGGAUAUGUUAUCAAGCGGAUAGGACCAGAUGACUGGCUUAUGGCCGGCGCUAUGGUCGCAUCUAUCGGCUUCUUAAUCGCAGAGAUGUACCAAAUCAAAUGGGGUUUAGGAAAGCCUGUCAACCCGGCCACGUUGAUUCAGUUUCUGGCUGCGCUCUAUGCGACGAUCCCGUUGUACAAUCUCUCGCAGACUCUGUAUAAACUCUCUGUUGCGACUCAGCUCUAUCGUCUUUUCAACACGCCGAAAAACCAACUCAAGAUCAAAAUCAUGUUUGCAUGGAUCCUGCUAUGCGGCAUGUACACCGUUUUGGGCUGCCUUUUCUACUGCAGCCCAGUGAAGAAGGCUUGGGACGUCUUCGUACCCGGAACCUGCAUGGAUCGUGACGUUCUUCACUACACAAUUUCUGCCCUGAACAUCCUGAAUGACUUGCUUCUCAUCGCCGUCCCACUUUAUUUCGUUUUGAAGCUUCAGAUCCCAAAGAAGCAACGUUUGGUCCUCGCUUCUAUCUUCUCUUGCGGAGCUUUCGUCACUAUUGUGUCAAUUAUCCGUCUCAAGGCACUCCAUGAAAAUGUGACGGGGCCAGAGGUGGAUCAACCAAUCACUGGCGUUAACAUUGCACUUUGGUCUCACCUUGACAUUAACGUUGCCAUUAUCUUCCUUUCUCUGCCUGCUCUACAGGCACUUAUUACCCGCUAUAUCUUGAAGAAGCACUACAGCGGAUCGGACUCGCAUUCUGGGGCCACUGGUGCCGUCACUGGAAGUGGUCCUGGCAGCCGCGUGCUACGUUCUCAUGCGACUAGAAAUGACGAUCUGGACUAUGAAGCUGGCGAUCGGAUGGCUAUUCAUGUCCAGCAAUCUAUCGAGAUGAAGUCCUAUGCCAUCGACGACACUGGUUCCGAAAAAGACUUGAUCGAUAAGCAGAAUUUUGGACCUACCAAUUACACAACCAUUAGUGCCGGCGGCAACAAUCCAAAAUCUAAUCAGAGCCCUGUAUGA